Messenger RNA from Ruditapes philippinarum (Manila clam), 7996 nucleotides. RefSeq names its product zinc finger MYND domain-containing protein 11-like. Gene Ontology annotation, biological process: regulation of transcription elongation by RNA polymerase II. Gene Ontology annotation, molecular function: transcription corepressor activity; protein binding. The record is from RefSeq and is a predicted model, not a curated record. Lineage: Eukaryota; Metazoa; Mollusca; Bivalvia; Venerida; Veneridae.
AUGGAAAGAGAUCAUAAUGUGAAGAAAUCAGAAGUGGAGAGACAGUUGCAUAAUGCUGUACUGGACAAUCUUAUUCUGUCAUACACUGGUGUUGGCUUUAAGGGAUCUAAAACUGGUGUAGAAUAUGAAGGUUUCAGGAUUCCUGACCCUGGGGAAGUUGAACCUCGUAAGAGUUAUUGUGAUGAUGAUGGACAUGAUUGGUAUUGCUUUGAGUGUCACCAGCCGGGGGAAUGUAAAGCAUGUUUUAGAAAUUUCGGGCCCACAUGCAUUGAAGAAUCAUCAUCAAUACCACAAUAUGCUAUGGUUGUGCACCAGUCAAACAUGCAAUCAGCAAGAAAGAAGAAGAAAACUAAGAGAAAACUACUCAACACAUUACUUAGUUACACUAUAGUCAGACUUAAAGAAAAGACGAGAGAAUUACACAGAAUAGGUCACAGAGAAGAAGAGAAGAAAUAUAUGCCUCUGUUUGUAUACAAAUCAAUGGACCUCAACAAAAUGGAGCAGAAAGUAAUGGCUCACAAGUACAAGUGUAUAGAGGAAUUUCUAGCAGACGCACAUAAUGUUCUACAUAAUAUGGUCCUUGUAUAUGGUGAUGAGGUUGGAGGUAUGACAGAGUUAGCAAAGAUUAUGAUACGAGAUUGUAAAUACGAUAUAGAUGAGAUGGCACAGUGUCAAAAUUGUUAUUAUAUGUCCAAUGCUAAACCAAGAGAUUGGUUUGCUCAGCCUUGUGAUCCGCCCCAUGAGCUUGUCUUUGCUAAGCUGAAAGGUUACAGUUACUGGCCUGCAAAGGUUAUACAUUAUGUUAAUAGUGAUAAGUAUGAUGUACGAUUCUUCGGUGGACUUCAUCAACGCGCAGUCAUUCCAAAAGACCAGAUAAAACCUAUAGAUACUGACCUUAAGAAGUUGAGUUUUAAAAAGACUACAGGUUUUACACGAGCAAUGGAAGAGUUAACAAUACACAAGGAGAUGUUACAGGAACGUAAAGAUGCAGAGGUUGUCGGGGACGAUGAUGAGGAUGAAGAAGAAGAGGUGUCACAUCAUGAUACACAUAAAGAAAAACAUAGAAAAUCCAAGGGGUCAGUGAAUGACAAUGACAUGGAUGAAGACAGACCAUACAAACCAAAGAAAGAGAAAAAGCGAAAACAUAAAGAAAGUAUGGAUGAGGUUCCAAGUGAGAAAGAAAAGAAAAGAAAGAGGAAAGAUGAUAGCUUUGAUUUUGAUGAUUAUGUUGAAACAGUCAGCUCCAGUAGUUAUUCCUCAACCAAGAAAUCAAAGAGUAAAAAGGUAUCGUCCCCAGAUGACAUAGUUACAUCUACGGCAGAAUAUCCUCCACCAAAUAAGAAAAGCCGUCAGUCUACCAGCACAGCAUCUCAAACCAGCAAAAAACAUACAUCAGCAAGCACAACAGUUUCAUCUACACAAACAGAGGACCAGCCCGUUGUCACAGUGGAACAGUCUACUUCUUCAACAGAGAAUUCUGGGAAAACUGAUACCACUCCAGCACCCCCACAAACAAAGUUGGAUGAACCACCAGUGUUGGAAUCAAAUUCAGAACCAAGAACAUGUAAUUGUGAUGUGAAAUAUAAUAAACAAUUAAGUGAAAUGAGAGAAAAGUUAGAAAAAGAACACAAAGACGAUAAAGAAAAAGUGUUGGAUGAACUUUCUGAAAGAUUACACAAAGAUUUUGAGGAGGAUAAACAGCAAGCAGUGUCUCGGGCAAUGAGUAAAUUACAGACUGAGCUGGACCGAGUACGUCGGCAAACAGAAGAUAAAUGUAAAGAACAGUAUAAAGAUGAGAUGAAGAAACUUGCUCAGAAACACAAGGAAACCAUAUCAUCUACGAAGAAAAAACAAUGGUGUUAUAACUGUGAGGAAGAGGCCAUGUACCACUGUUGUUGGAACACAUCAUACUGUAGUGUCAAAUGUCAACAAGAACACUGGCACAAAGAACACAAACGUGUUUGUCGGAGAAAAAGAUAAAAAAAUAUAACAUUAACUUCACCAAUAUAUUAUUUUUAAAUAGUUCAAAGUUCAAUCUAACAGUGCUAAAGGUCAGUGACCUUGAGAGAUCACUUGUCUAUAAAAUUAAUAUUAAAAAGUCAACGUCUCAUGUUAGAGGUCAGAUACAUCAGAAAAGCCAUUGUUUGAAAGAAAUUCAGUAAAUGACAUUGAAAGGUUGUCAUUACAAUAUGUAAAGGUAUAUGACCUUGAAAGGUCACUGUUUCAAGCAGAAAAUGGCAUUGAAAGAUCACUGUUUUAAUGGAAAUGUGCCAUUGACCUGCAAGGGUCACUGAACGAGAAGAUGUCAUUGUCUUUGAAAGGUCACUGUCUGAAUGAAUAUUUGUCAUUGAAUGACCUUCAUGUCACUGUAAAGGUCAUGGCCAUCUUAAAAGUGUGUGUGUGUGUUCAAGUACAACUAGUCAGCACAAAGUAGAUGUCAACAGUGCUAUUAUGAGACUGUCCAUUAAGAUUGUUAAAAGUGAUUUGAUUACCCCAUCUCUUACACAGAAUUUCAUUGUUGAAAUCCUAAAAUAUAUAAAAAGGACAGUUCUAGCAUGUUUUAUAUUUUAUAAUGAUUUUCUUUAAAAUUGAAGUUUUGAAGUUCUAUUUGGUUCUUUACAUGUUUAUUGGUAAAUCCAAGUGAUAUAUUUUGAGUGUUGAAGAAUUAAAAUUUGAUAAUCUUAAUUAUAAAUCAAAUAUUUUACACCUAGCCACAUAAAUUUUUGACAAAGGAUAUAAAGACAUAAUGAAGUGCUUUGAAUAGAGAAGGAAUGUAUUUAAUAUAGAUGUUAUCUAACUAUUAAUGUUGAAUAAAGUUAGUUCUUGUAUACAUUUGUGAAAACGUUUUUCAUAAUUUAAAUAAGGAUAUUGUAAAUUAUAUUUUAUAAAGAAAUGAUUUAUUUUUUGCUGUAAAAAUCAAGAAUGAAUCACUUUGCAGGCUUUUUUUUAUAUAUUUUUUUUUAAUUUUUGUUGUAACUCAUUCAACAUUGUAGACACAUUUUCUCAAAAUGAAUGGUGAAGGUAUUAGAAGACAAGUACUUUUAGAUUCUUGAAUGAACCAGUUUACAAAUCAUCCUCAUGUUUGACCUCCAUUUGUUUUAUCUUAUAUUUAAAGUACAUAACAGUGAUGAAAAAAGUGAUGAAUAAGUCAUUAAAUGAAAAUUCUAUAUUUAGAAAUAAUAGAAACAAAAGGAGAGAGAAAAUUAGUGUACUUACAAAAGUAAUGCUUGACCCAUUUAUUAUUCCCAGUUUAAAUAAUAGACUUGCCAUGAUCUGAACUUUGAACAGUAUAUUAGUGAGUUCAGGAAUUUCAGUAUAUGAAUAAAUUGAGCAUCGAGUAUUUGAAAUUUUAGAGAUGUUGGUAGAGGGAAAUCGUUUUUGCUGUUUGCACUCGAAGAGUCAAAAUAUGUAAAGUUUAAAUUAUAUUAAAUACACCUGCUGCCUGUCUGUGUUUUUGUCUUUGUUAUAUAUUCAUGGCAUCUAUCACAUUCAUGUUUUCUGACACUUUAUCUUAAAUUUCAAUAAAAUUUUGUAGAUAAGUUCAAUUCUAGAUCUAUUUAUGCAGGUUUAUUAUAUGUAUAGUUUUGUUUUUUAAUUAAGAUUCUCCGUCAGUUUGUACUUGCGUUAAGUUGUGUUUGUUUUCUUGAAAUAGCGAUGAGAAGGUGGGACUGUUACAUUAAGACUUUAUUGUUAAAUAGUUUUAUUGAUUAUUUAUUGAGAUAUUGUUGUUUUUUUUCUCUGUAAGAGAAGAUAAAACUCUCCGUGAAUAUAGGUGUACAUUCAAUUUUGCUUGUCAUUUUUUAUACAUGAUCUCUUUAUGAUUGUAAGAUUAGUUUUGAUUGAGAAUUGAUAGAUGUUGUUUUGAAUGAAGAUAUUUAAUGUAAUAAUGAUAAAAUAGGGCUGUUUUAUGUGUAACACAUGGUGGAUGUUAUCUGUAUUUAGGCGGCAUUGAUGUUGAACUGUUUGACUGCUAAAUAUUUAUAUUGGACAACACUGCUUUCAAUUUGCAACUUUCUAUUGUUAUGUUAAGAUGUUUUAUAUUUCAAAAAGAUGUAUUUUUAGCAAUCAUCUGUAUAAAAGCCUGGUCAGACAGCAAUGUUAUUGGUUUUUUUUAGAGGUUUAGUUGAUAUUUCCUUCAGAGGUAAACAUUUUUUUGGACUUGAGACAUGUGCAUGCUGAAAUUGUUCCAUACUGGUAGCAUAGGCUAGUCUACAGUACCAGUAUUCACAUUCAGGGGUUUAUAAUCAUAUUUUAUCACAUAAACCACGGUGCACCCGAGUGUGAUAAACCCAUAUAAUACAAACAAUAUUACAUUAGUGUAAUAAAACUCACAUGACAUCAUUUGCGUUAUAUACAAACAUAGCCUUAAAGCGGGCUAAUGUUGGCCUUUCACUAUAGGCGUGUCAACCAAAAAAAAAAAAACUUUAACUGUAAACCAUUCUUAAAUUAAUUAUGUGAUAAAUAGAAUAAUAUAAUCAUACAGAUUCAGUUCUUGAUUUAUUGAACUUGUUGAAUAAAACAAUAUUAUGUUUACCAGAGGCUUGCAUACAACUCGUUCAAUCAGUUAAGUAUUACAUGUACACUCAUUCAAUAUCCUCUAUGUAAGGUUUAAACUUUAUAUUUCUGUCUGUGAAGGUUUCAAACAUUUAUUUCGUACAUUCAGCCACAUUCUCUAUAUUUAAAUAUAUCAUUAUUUUAUUAAUGUGUUAAAAUUGGAAUGAAUGAUCAUGUCACAGUAAAUUUAUGCUUGUCAAUAUUUAUAUUGUAUAUUUUUUGACUAGUUCAUUAUGAUACAAUUAUUUUAGUAUAUUUAAAAGUCUAGUAUUUGUUGAACUGAUUGAGAAAGAAAAAAAAAGUCUUACAUUUGUCUCAAAUUGACAUGAAUUUGUCCAGUAUAUGGUAGAUAUAGUGAUUAUGUCUUGUUGCAAGAAUCCAUGGUGUUGUUCUGUUUGUUUUUAUGAUUUAAGAUUAUUUCUAUAUGUUGAAUUCUUUGUGCAAGUAAUAAGCCUAUACAUUGAUAAUGAGUGCUGUAAAUUUUAAGAAAUGAACCUGAUUUCUUUUUAAAUGCCCUUUAAUGUAACUAAAGGCAGUUUAUUGAAAAAAUAAUGAAGUUACCGCAGAAAUUUUUAUGGAGUGGCUAUUUUCAUCAAUUGAUGUUUGUUUCAAAAAAAUAUUUGCAUGGUAUUGGGUAUGUCUUCUAACUAUGGUAUAACUAGGUACAAAUCUUAUGCAAUUACUAUAUAAUUAUGUAGAAUAAAAAUUAGUCUUUAAGUGUGAACUUAUGAACAGGGUCUGCAAGUGUUUAGGGUAAUAAUUACAUGUAUAUGUAUUGUUUAACUAACAAAAUAAUUUCUUGUAAAAUUAAAAAAAUGAUAUUCCUUACUACAUGUUAUAUUUGAUGUCAUUAUUUGUGCUAUAUAAUUAUAUACAUACACUUUGAACUUUAUGACAUUUGAUCUCAGACAUUGAUUCUUAUGGUCAUUUGUCUCUUACCUCUUAUACAGAGAUUAUACAGGAUUAUAGUCAGUCACUUGUGGAGAAGUUGGUAAUCACUUGUUUGUUAUCAGAAAAGCAUUGUGAGAUGGACUUACCACUGAGAAUCGAAAAUCUGAUGUUUAAAAUUUGCCUUAAAAAGCAACAGAUAAAGACAAAACAUAAAUUAGUGUACACAGAUGAUGUAUCAAUUUGUGUCUUGUUUAUUUAUAUCUUAGUUUAGGAAGUAAUGAAUUUAACCUGUAUUUACAAGAUCUAUUACAGGCUAAAUCAUUUUUCUUUAGGACAAUACAAGGAGGGUCUGGAAUUCUCUUAAUUGUUUAAAGAUUUGCUUGGUCAUAUAUUUUCCUACAAUUUGAAUAACAUUUUUUUUGGCUUUUUUAUCUGUAUAAUUGUAGUGAUGUAAAAUUUAUUUCUUAAUGAUUAUCUAAACUUGUUUUUAUUGUAUUUAAAAUUUUAUAGUGCUGUAAAAAUUAUGCUUAAAAUUCUAUGGCUUUAAAACAAAGUUAUGUUAAUAUUUCUGAACACUUAAAAAAAGAAUACAUUUUAUGCAUGUAUUUAAUAUGAAAGUGUAUUUUUUGUUGUCAAAAUGUUAUGUUUAAACAGUCUUUUUAUCUAUGUCAACAGCGAGCUUUUGUUAUGUGAAUCACCAGUAGUUCAAAUAUAGAGGUGUACUAUAUUGCUGCCCCACCUGCCUUUCCCCCCCCCCCCUUCAAAUUUCUUUUUUCUGUUUGCCUUACUGAUUAUGGUAACAAUCUUGUUUAUGGUCAAAUAUAAGAGUAAUUGCCAGUUUUGGCAUUUACAUGUAUGCUGGUGUUGGUACUGGUUUAUUAGGGGGUUCUUUAAGAAUAAAUUUGUUGAUAGGUAAUCUUACAUAUUCCCUGAGGCUAAACAGACAAUUUUAUUUUGGAAGAGUAAAAUAAAUGUUUAAAACAAUUCAGCAAAUUCACAUUGAAAGUUAACAAAUUUAAGUAAGUCAUUUGUUUCAAACUAGCAAUUACAAAUUAGAAUGAUAAACAUGUGUGGUUAAGAACUUUUUGAAGGCACUGAAUAGGUAAAUUUUCUUUAUAUUUUAUAUUUACAUUGUUUACAUUUUAUUUCUCAAGAUUUGAUUGCUACAUAGAUUGUUUCCUGGUUCAUUCUUGUAUGUCAUGAAACCAUGUGAAUCAUUUCUAGGUUCAGAUGUAUAAUUUUCAUGAAACCAUGUGGAUCAAUUCUAAGUUUAGAUGAACCAUGUGGAUCAAGUCUAAGUUCAGAUGUAUAAUUUUCAUGAAACCAUGUGAAUCAAUUCUAAGUUUAGAUGUAUAAUUUUCAUGAAAACAUGUGAAUCAAUUCUAAGUUUAGAUGUAUAAUUUUCAUGAAACCGUGUAAAUCAUUUCUAAGUUCAAAUUUAAAAAUUUUUAUGAAACCAUGCGAGUCACAUUUUUAAAGUCAUAUGUAUAAUUUUCAGUGUUUUCUAAAUAGACUUAAACACAGGGAUGUUUACAUUUUGUAUGUUAAUAUCUGUUGUUUGGGGUGUGUUUUUUUUUCUUUGCUCUUCUGUUUUUAGCAAUGUCAUACAUGUUAGUGAGUUAUCUAUUUGGGGUUAGGUUUGUUUUGUUCAGUGAUUAUAAGAAAGUUUCAGUAAUCAAAUUUAAAAAAAAUCCCUUUUUUAUUAAAUAACUAAGGAGAUGUGGAAAUUAAAGUAAAUGUUUACCUUUCUGGUAUCAUUACUACAUGGGGAAAAAAAAUCAUAGACAAAGAUGUAACAAUGAUUUUAAUGAAAUAAGUCAAUCAACCUGACAGGUUGUUCAUUUACAUGUAAAUUUUGGGAACAAUUUUAUUCAAUUUUUAAACUCUUUUUUUUUUAAUUGUUCUAUCUUUCUUUGUCUUCUUUUUUUGUUGUUAAUAUUUGAAGAAAAUUGGGGAUAACAUACUUUUUGCAUCAAUCUUUGUGUAAUAAUGGUUAAAGUUGUUUAUACAACUUUAUUUCUCAUCAACAUCUAAAGAUGUUUACUUCAGUAUUCAUGCAUACCUUUUGAGACAUAAUUUUUAGUCACCGAUCAAGCACCAAGUGGUACAGGCUGUUCUGUGGAUAGCUUUUGUUUGAGAAAUUUAUUGAAUUAAUCAAUUUUUUUUCCUACUUUGAAGCUCUCGUUUUUAUAGCGUCUCAGAUAUUUGCAAAACAAAAAUUAAUUUGUUUGGGGGUGUUUGUAUAUUUUUUGAACUUAUUAAAUAUUUUACUAUUACAGAGUUCUGGGUACAAAAUGUGCAUGUAUAUACAAAUUGUAUAUUCUGUAAAAUUAUGAUUAUCAUAAGAAGAAGCUUUCAUUUGUUAUUUUAAUCAGCAAUCUAUAUAAAAUAAACGAUGUUGUACAAAUGCCCCCGUUUUUUAUCAGGAUAUGUUUUUGUAUUAUAUAUAAAAUUCCAUACUUGUGGAGAUGAUCCUGAUGAUUCCUCAUAGGCAUUGUGGUGUCAAUGUGUAUUAUAUUUACAUCAGUCAGAAAUAAAGCCUAAAAAUAUA